Molecule: messenger RNA, 5220 nt
Organism: Chaetura pelagica (chimney swift)
Lineage: Eukaryota; Metazoa; Chordata; Aves; Apodiformes; Apodidae
Gene: ADAMTS9
Product: ADAM metallopeptidase with thrombospondin type 1 motif, 9
Exons: 39
Coding region: 1-5220 (1739 amino acids)
Biological process (GO): extracellular matrix organization; proteolysis
Cellular component (GO): extracellular matrix
Molecular function (GO): metalloendopeptidase activity; zinc ion binding
Source: RefSeq, a predicted model, not a curated record
AUGGCGCCCAGCAUGACAACCAAGAAAAAACACUGCAAGGUCAACUUACAGGCUGAGAUAGGCACGUUCAAGUCUGAUGAUGGGGACUAUUUUGUGGAGCCGCUGCUGUCGCUUGAAGAGCAGGAGUACGAAGAGGAGCACAAUAAACCACACCUAGUCUAUCGACACAGGACACCUCCAACCAACUCUUCGGGGGACAGGCAGACGUGUGACACUCCAGAUCACGAGCACAGUCACAAGAAGAACAAGCGGAAACACUGGAGAAGACAGUGGGCAGAAAGCAGCUUAUUAUCUGAUGUGGAGAUGUUAAAACACAGCCUGGAAGUGAACUCCUUCUCUGCAGACAGCAACAAGACUGGGAACAUCAGUGAAAGGAAGAGCCACAGGAGGACCAAGCGGUUUCUCUCCUACCCUCGGUUUGUGGAAGUGAUGGUGGUGGCUGACAGCAGGAUGGUCGCCUACCAUGGAGCUAAUCUGCAGCACUAUGUCUUAACGUUAAUGUCAAUAGUGGCUUCUAUCUACAAAGACCCAAGCAUUGGAAAUUUAAUUAAUAUUGUUAUUGUGAAAUUGGUUGUGAUACAUAAUGAGCAGGAUGGUCCUGCAAUAUCUUACAAUGCUCAGACAACAUUAAAAAACUUCUGCCAGUGGCAGCAAUCCCAGAACCACCCUGAAGGAAGUCACCUUCGACAUGAUACAGCUGUGCUUGUUACCAGACAGGAUAUUUGUAGAGCGCACGACAAAUGUGAUACUCUGGGUCUGGCAGAGCUGGGCACAGUCUGUGACCCAUACAGGAGCUGUUCCAUUAGUGAAGAUAACGGACUAAGCACUGCUUUCACAAUAGCACAUGAACUUGGCCAUGUUUUUAACAUGCCACACGAUGACAAUCAUAAAUGCAAAGAAGAUGGAGGCAAAAAUCAACAGCAUGUCAUGGCACCAACACUGAACUUCUACACCAAUCCCUGGAUGUGGUCAAAAUGCAGUAGGAAAUACAUCACUGAAUUUCUGGACACUGGUUAUGGUGAGUGUUUGCUUGAUGAACCUUCAUCAAGAACUUACACGUUGCCUCAGCAGCUCCCGGGGCUGAUUUAUGAUGUCAACAAACAAUGUGAGUUAAUUUUUGGACCAGGAUCUCAAGUGUGCCCGUAUAUGAUGCAGUGUCGGCGGCUUUGGUGUAUCAACAUCGAUGGUGCCCACAAGGGAUGUCGUACCCAACACACACCUUGGGCUGAUGGGACAGAAUGUGAGCCUGGGAAGCACUGCCGGUUUGGGAUGUGUGUGCCCAAGGAGCGGGAGGCACCGGUGACAGAUGGAGCCUGGGGGACCUGGAGCCCUUUUGGGAGCUGCUCGAGGACCUGCGGCGGUGGCAUCAAGACGGCGCUACGGGAGUGCAACCGGCCUGAGCCUAAGAACGGGGGGAAAUACUGCGUGGGGCGUCGCAUGAAGUUUAAAUCCUGCAACACCGAGCCGUGCUCGAAGCUGAAGAAGGACUUCCGGGAUGAGCAGUGUGCCGACUUCGACGGGAAGCACUUCAACAUCAACGGGCUGCCCACCAACGUGCGCUGGGUUCCCAAGUACAGCGGCAUCCUGAUGAAGGACCGGUGCAAGCUGUUCUGCCGCGUGGCGGGAAACACGGCCUAUUACCAGCUGCGGGACCGCGUCAUCGACGGGACGCCCUGCGGCCCCGACACCAAUGACAUCUGCGUGCAGGGCCUUUGCCGGCAAGCUGGAUGUGAUCAUGUGCUGAAUUCAAAAGCAAGAAGAGAUAAAUGUGGUGUUUGUGGUGGGGAUAAUUCUUCAUGCAAAACUGUUGCGGGCACAUUUAACACGGUCCAUUAUGGCUAUAACAUUGUGGUCCGCAUCCCAGCUGGUGCUACGAAUAUUGAUGUGCGUCAGCACAGCUACUCAGGGAAACCAGAGGAUGACAACUACCUGGCCUUAUCUAACAGUCAUGGAGACUUUAUAUUAAAUGGAGACUUUGUCGUCAGUAUGUUUAAAAGGGAAAUCAAAGUUGGGAAUGCUGUGAUCGAAUACAGCGGAUCGGAUAAUACUGUUGAAAGGAUUAAUUCUACAGAUCGGAUUGAGCAAGAAAUAACGCUUCAGGUUUUAUCAGUGGGCAAUUUGUACAACCCCGAUGUGCGUUACACUUUUAAUAUCCCCAUUGAGGACAAACCGCAGCAGUUUUACUGGAACGCGUACGGCCCGUGGCAGCCCUGCAGCAAGCUCUGCCAAGGGGAGCGCAGAAGGAAACCCGUGUGUACGAGAGAGUCGGAUCAGCUCACGGUGUCAGACCAGCGAUGCGAUCGAAUUCCCCAGCCUGACCCCAUCACUGAGCCUUGUGGCACAGAAUGUGAAUUAAGGUGGCACAUUGCAAGGAAGAGUGAGUGCACAGCCCAGUGUGGGCUGGGCUACCGCACCCUGGAGAUCUUCUGCUCCAAGUACAGCAGGACGGAGGGGAAGACGGAGAAGGUCGACGACCGCUUCUGCAGCAGCCAGCCCAAGCCGAGCACCAGGGAGAAGUGCACUGGGGACUGCAACGUGGGCGGGUGGAGGUACUCGGCCUGGACUGAGUGCUCCAAGAGCUGCGGAGGGGGCACACGGCGGCGACGAGCCAUGUGUGUGAACACCUACAAUGAUGUCCUGGACGACAGCAAGUGCAGUCAGCAGGAGAAGCUGACAGUGCAACGAUGCAGUGACUUCUUGUGCCCCCAGUGGAAAACUGGCGACUGGUCUGAGUGCCUGGUCACCUGCGGGAAGGGGCACAAGCACCGCCAGACCUGGUGCCAGUUUGGAGAAGAUCGGUUAAACGACAGGUUCUGUGAUCCUGAAACGAAGCCGGAGUGGGGCCAGUGCACCAGUACCUGUGGCCAAGGCUACCAGAUGAGAGCGGUGAAGUGUGUCGUGGGCACCUAUGUGUCAGUGGUGGAUGAUAAUGAGUGUAAUGCUGCAACCAGACCUACAGAUACCCAGGACUGUGAAAUAGCAACGUGUCCUCCUCAUCCAAAUAGUCCUGAAGCCAAGAGAUCCAUACCAGGCAUUCACAGGACACAGUGGAGAUUUGGGUCCUGGACACCGUGCUCUGCCACAUGUGGGAAGGGUACCCGGAUGAGGUAUGUCAGCUGUCGGGAUGACCAGGGCUCGGUGGCCGACGAGUCAGCUUGUUUCCACCUCCCGAAGCCAUCAGCCACAGAAAUGUGCACCGUGACACCAUGUGGGCAGUGGAAAGCCUUGGAGUGGAGCUCUUGCUCGGUGACUUGUGGUCAAGGUAAGGCAACGCGACAAGUGAUCUGCAUCAAUUACAGUGACCAGCUGGUGGAUAGGAGUGAGUGUGACCCAGACGACCUCCCUGCCACCGAGCAAGAUUGCUCCAUGUCUCCUUGUCAUCCAAACAGCCCUGACUUCGGCAGGCCCAUCCACCCUUUCCUCUAUCCGGAUCAUCGCCUGAAACUUCACCCUGGAGGGAGCCCAAACCGAAACCGUGCCCACGUACCAGGAGGCAAUCAGUGGAGGAUUGGCCCCUGGGGUGCAUGCUCUAGCACGUGUGCGGGGGGGUUCCAGCGGCGGGUCGUGGUGUGCCAGGAUGAGAACGGAUACACCGCAAAUAACUGCGAUGAGAAAAGCAAACCCAUGGAGCAGAGAUCGUGUGAAUCUGGCCCCUGUCCCCAGUGGGCUUAUGGCAACUGGGGAGAGUGCACCAAGCCAUGUGGGGCAGGGACAAGGACACGGCUGGUCGUGUGCCAGCGCCCGAACGGAGAAAGGUUUACGGAUCUGAGCUGUGAAAUCCUGGACAAGCCACCAGACAGAGAGCAAUGCAAUGUGCAGGACUGUCCUAGAGAUGCUGCCUGGAGCACUGGUCCUUGGAGCUCGUGUUCUGUCUCCUGUGGAAGGGGCCAAAAGCACCGCAGUCUGUACUGUUUGUCAAAGGAAGGGAGGCAUGUAGAAGAAGAUUAUUGCAAGCACCUUGCUAAGCCCAAUGUGCAAAAGAAAUGCAGAGGGGGCAGAUGUCCGAAGUGGAAAGCAGGAGAUUGGGGACAGUGCUCGGUGUCCUGCGGCCGGGGCGUCCAGCGCCGCGCUGUGCAGUGUCUCGGCAGCACCCCCAGGGCAGCUGGGGAGUGCAUGAAGACGUGCGGGGAGGCGUCCCGGUACCGCAAGGUGGUCUGCGUGGAUGAGAACAAGCAGGUGCAGAGCAGCGGGUACUGCGAGGCCAGCAAACGGCCCCCCGAGGUGGAGAGCUGCGGGCUGCCCCCCUGCGAGUACAUCUGGAUCACGGGGGAGUGGUCAGAGUGCUCGGUCACCUGUGGGAAGGGCUAUCGGCAGCGCCUGGUGUCCUGCAGCGAGAUCUACACCGGGAAGGACCACUAUGAGUACGGGUACCAGAACACAGUCAACUGCCCUGGCACACAGCCACCCAACAUCCAGCCCUGCUACCUCGGCGAGUGCCCCGUCUUGGCCUCCUGGCGUGUUGGCAACUGGGGAAGCUGCUCCGUCACCUGCGGAGCUGGACUCAUGCACCGCUCAGUGCAGUGUCUGACAAACGAUGACCAGGUCAGCAGCUUGUGCCAUGCAGACAUGAAACCAGAAGAGAGGAGGACAUGUCACAACACCCAUGACUGUGAAUUACCAAGGAGUUGCAAGGAGGUGAAAAGUUUCAAAGGCAUCAUCGAAGAUGGCGAAUAUUUCCUUCAAGUCAAAGGGAAGACAUUAAAGGUGUAUUGCUCUGGGAUGCAGACUGACAGUCCAAAGGAGUAUGUGACCCUGGUAAAUGGGGAUGCAGAGAAUUUUUCAGAAGUGUAUGGAUACAGAUUGCAUAACCCAACUGAGUGUCCGUAUAACGGGAGCAGACGAGAAGACUGCCAGUGUAGGAAAGAUUACACAGCAGCUGGGUUUUCCACCUUCAGCAAAGUAAGGCUGGACCUGAACACUAUGCAAAUAAUAACGACUGAUUUACAGUUUGCACGGACACACGAUGGACGACCUGUUCCUUAUGCCACUGCUGGGGACUGCUACAGUGCAGCCAAGUGCCCACAGGGUCGUUUCAGCAUAGACCUUUAUGGGACAGGGCUGUCCUUGCUGGGGACAGCAAAGUGGCUCUCCCAAGGGAAUUAUGCAGUGUCGGAAAUUCAGAAGUCCCCAGAUGGUACCAAAGCAGUAGGAAAAUGUGGCGGUUACUGUGGGAAGUGCACUCCAUCAUCUGGAACAGGCCUCGAUGUUCAGGUGUUAUAG